Lepisosteus oculatus (spotted gar) is the source of this 741-nucleotide messenger RNA. Lineage: Eukaryota; Metazoa; Chordata; Actinopteri; Semionotiformes; Lepisosteidae. The record is from RefSeq and is a predicted model, not a curated record.
AUGAGUCUCUCCGAGGAGCCUAAGGUAGAGGAUGGAGCGAUGGGCCUUGAAAUUGAGAGACUCUGGAACCCCUGCAUCUCAGCAAACAUCCCUGUAUUUGAAGGUGGAAAUGUUCAGACUGCCAGGGUCAAGCUGGACAGACCAGGGUCACCAGUGCCCAGCUGUAUGUCUAUGAAGAGUGACUUUUCAAUGGAUCAACCAAUACACUUCAGAGCUGGAGACUUCAAUCCUGACCACAGGGUCCAGCUGCAGAGACCAGAGUCACCAGUGCCCAGCUGUGUGUCCAUAAAGAGUGACUUUUCAAUGGAUCAACCAAUACACUUCAGAGCUGAAGACUUCAAUCCUGACCCCAGAUCUGCUGGGCAUGAAAACAUGUCCUGUGAUUUCUGCAUUGAGAUGAAGAUCAGAGCUGUGAAACACUGUGUCACCUGCACUGCCUCCUACUGUGAGACACACAUCCGACAGCACUACUCAGUCCCAGCCCUGAUGAAACACAGACUGGUGGACAUCAGUGGAGACCAGCAGCCAAGUUUGUGCCAGCAGCACCACGGAGCUCUGGAGCUGUUCUGUAAGACUGAUCAGACUCACAUCUGCAGUCUGUGUUCAGUGGGGGAACACAGAGGCCAUGACACCAUCUUUAUGUCAGAGCAGGUAAUGACACAGGGUGUGAGGAGGGCUGUGACAGGUGAACCUGAGGAUUUCUGCACAGGAGGAUUCAGGGAGACUGUCCAAACAGGUUAG